Messenger RNA from Camarhynchus parvulus, 657 nucleotides. RefSeq names its product nucleoredoxin-like protein 1. The coding region runs from base 1 to 657 and encodes 218 amino acids. Gene Ontology annotation, biological process: photoreceptor cell maintenance. NCBI's taxonomy places the organism in Eukaryota, Metazoa, Chordata, Aves, Passeriformes, Thraupidae. The record is from RefSeq and is a predicted model, not a curated record. Gene Ontology annotation, cellular component: mitochondrion. The transcript has 5 exons.
AUGGCGUGGGCGCUGUUCGCGGGGCGGGCGCUGCUGGCGCGGCGCUCCGAGCGGCGCCUGGACACGGAGCGGGAGCUGCGCGCGGCGCUGGACAAUCGCCUCGUGCUGCUCUUCUUCGGCGCCGCGCGCUGCCCGCGCUGCCGCGAGUUCGAGCCCCGCCUGCGCCGCUUCUGGAGCCGCCUCACGGACCCCGCGCACGUGGAGCGGCCCGAGCAGCUCGGCCUGGUCUACCUGGGGCAGGACAGGUGCGAGCGGGAGCACCGCGAGUACCUGCGGGCCAUGCCCCGCACCUGGAUGGCGCUGCCCUACAGGGAUGCUGAAUUCGGCAGGGAGCUGGCUGACCGUUUCAGGGUGUCUCAUCUCCCGGCCGUGGUCGUUCUGGCUCCCAGCGGGGCCGUGCUGGUUCCCCAUUCCCUGCUGGCUGACCGUUUCGGGGUGUCCCGGCUCCCGGCCGUGGUGGUGCUGGCUCCCGGCGGCGCCGUGCUGCUUCCCGCGGCCGAGCUGCUGGACAGGAACUUCCAGGAGCCGCAGGAGCAGGAGGGCUCGGCGCCCUCCCGCAGCCUCACCGAGCCCGGGAAUCCCAAAGAGAUGAGGCAGGAGGAAGAGGAGGAGGAGGGAGGAGGAGGAAGGGCAGCGGGAGUAGAGUUUGGGAUUUAA